Molecule: messenger RNA, 267 nt
Organism: Fusarium venenatum
Lineage: Eukaryota; Fungi; Ascomycota; Sordariomycetes; Hypocreales; Nectriaceae
Source: RefSeq, a predicted model, not a curated record
AUGACCGCAGACUGCGCCGCCUUGCAUUCGACGGUACGCCGUCCACCAUUCAUUUACUCCAGACGAGGUAUCGGACCAGAUGCUGCGAGCGUAACCGUUAGGAGACUUGUAGCACUUCUCGUAUUGCGAGGCGUUGAAGGCUCUAUAAUCCCCUAUACAGUCAGAGCCGUAAUAGAACCUAUCGCAAAGGCCAGUUUCAAAAAGAAAGGAGGCGAAGACAAGAAUUUUGGCUUAGAGCAACAUGGUUACGGCGGUUGCGGGGUAUAA